Messenger RNA from Dicrocoelium dendriticum, 881 nucleotides. The record is from the annotation of a GenBank genome assembly. Lineage: Eukaryota; Metazoa; Platyhelminthes; Trematoda; Plagiorchiida; Dicrocoeliidae.
AUGGUUCAACGUCGCCAAUGUUGUGCAGACAACUGCAGUAAACUGCUUAAGAUCAGUAUCACCUGUUCAAGCUGCAUUAGAUCGUACUGUCCGCAAUGUGUAGGUAAAUCUGUCCAAGAAGUGAGACAGACAAACCAAGUUGCUGACACAAUUUGGUUUUGCCCAACAUGUCAAGUCAUUCCAGUGGUCAACUGCUUAUCUUUGCUCAUGAAAAAAUGCGAUAGGAUGACCGAAAUAAUCGCGCAAUUUGUAAAUACUAAGAUCCCUCCCCCGGAGGUAAAUACGGCCACGAUAAUAUCUCACCCGGCCAAAGUAAGCUCUGAGUCUAAACCGAAGAAAAGAGCUAGACGCUCCAACCGCACUGCAGCGUCUGUGACUCUAAAUCCACUGGGUCACCUCACUCCCAUAAGUGGGCAAGCCUCAAACAUACCUGCUUCCACUUCUCCAACCAUAGAGGCUUCACUUGGAGAUGCACCCAUGACGCCGACAGCUCAGAGCCGUAGGAAAUCCGGUGCAGAUAACAAGCAGGUAACGUACGCAUCGAUUGCCUCGACAAACACACCGGGAGGGACACACCUAGGUCCAUUUUCAGUACCGAGCACGCGUGGCGCAAAGCAGCUUUCACCGCCAACUCCAAUGGUGUCCUCUAAACAACGCGAAUUGCCAACAAAAAGUAUAAAGCCAACACUCACUAGACAAAACCACGCUGCGUUAACCCUCGUGUGCACCAAUGUUCCCGAAUCCAAAUCUGGAACAAUAAAAGGUAAAUUGCAAGACGAUCGCAACCAGUGGAGUUCCAUCUGCGAGGCAAUUAACAUUCGGGUUGAGCCUGCAAUGCUGCAACGCGUAGCCCGUCACCCGACCUCAGUGCACUCGGGUGA